GGCAGCUCCUGACACAUCUCAUCCCAGCUUGUCUCUAAAGCCAAUCCACAGCUGGUUAUGGAACUAAUUGGUGUUGCUCUCGGAACCUAUUCUAACGAAAUUCUUUGGACUAUGAUUCAAUUACACCUCGAGACCGAAGACGAAAGCUCAUUCAACGAACUCUGUGACUGUGAGAGGACUAUCAUGGGACCUCACGGCAUCAACCGGGCCAUCGAGAGAUUGGAGUUCUGUGACUGCAAGAAAGGACUGGGGUUGAAAAUCAUAGGUGGCUACAGAGAUCAAACACAGGAAGAGUUUGGGAUCUUCAUCAAGCGGGUGUUACCGGGAGGUCUGGCUGCUCAGGAUGGACGGCUUAGAACGGGCGACCUCGUUUUGGAAGUCAAUAAUAUGAGUUUAGGUGGACGAGUAACCAACGAGAGGGCGGUUGAUAUCCUCCGAUCAGCGUCAGCCUCCAAUCACAUGUCUCUGAUGGUUGCCAGGGACGAUGAAAGCAGGCGGGAGUUCAUAGAGUUGAUGAAUAAGUAUGGUUCUCAAAGCAGUUUUAAAGGAAGCUCAGGGAGAGUCUCCCCUACACAGCUGUCUACAGGAGGCAAGACAGACACGGCCUCCUCCUCUUCCUCCUCCAGAUCUACCAGUCCCACCAGCCAGCUCCUCAGCCCUAAAGAGGGGGUCACAGGACCCCCUUACACCCCUGGACCCCUCUAUACCACUGGGCCCCCUACACAUCAAACCCUAACACAACCCCUACACAGCACGUCUUCAACAAGUAAGUUCUCUCUCGACAGCGUCAUUCAGUUGAUAUGCAUCUCAAAGGGAACAGGCCUGGGCCUCAUCAUAAAAGGUGGAGCUAACCGAACCGAGGGACCAAUGGUGUUGAUUCAGGAAAUAAUACCUGGAGGAGACUGCCAGAGGGACGGUAGACUACAGCCAGGAGAUCAGCUGGUGUCGAUUAAUAAGGAGUCGUUAGUUGGAGUGACCUAUGAGGAGGCUAGAAGUAUCCUGACAUGCACCAAACUCAGACCAGACCCUACGGUGGAGAUAGCGUUUAUGAGACACAGGUCUUCCUCCAGCUCUGCUUCCUCCAGCAGUGGCCCCCAGAGCCCUAUCACCCCCCAGGGCCCAGUCAGCGGAGCCCCCGCAGUGCCCCCCAUCAGGAGAGAGACCAUGGCUGUGCUGGGGGCCCUGCCUCCCCCUGCAUCACUGCUCCAGCACAGGAGAACCACACUCCCUGCAGCCCUCCCUGGGGUUCCCCUGGUGGUGCCCAAGAUCACCUCCACCCCCAACCCCGCCAGCGAGACCCUGCCAUCUGUCAACCUUAGCCAAGUUAGAGACAGAACAGGCGUGUGUCUCCUCCCCCGUCAGAGUCCCAGCACCACAGAUGCCAAGCCUGAAUCCUACCCUGCCUGUCAGCCAAACAGCAUCCAGCAAACACCACACAGGAAGUGCUCCCUCAGCUCCAUCAGUCGCCUCAAACUGGAGAGGCUGGAGCAGGCUCUGGAUGCAUUAGGACUGAAUCCUACGGAGGCACAGAGACAGACGUUGAGGGCCAGACUGCGAACAGACCCUGCUGGGACCGUGGCCUACGCAGACUUUGAGACACUGACACGGGAGCUGUUCACGCUUCAGUUUGAGGAGUCAGGGGCCGGAGGUCAAGGCUCCAGGUUCGUGUCCGAUGACCUCUCCAGUCUCCUAGAGUCACCUACCAACACGCCUUCACUGUCUGACUCUGAUGACCUGGAGGAGAUGGAGAGACUGAGGAAAGACCACAUCGAGGCUCUGAGAGAGAUCAAGAAACUACAGGAGCAGUUGGCAGAGUCAGAGAGAUUUCACCUGCAGAUGCAGGAAGAGCUGAACAUGGUCAAACAGGAGGUAAAGUCUGGGACGGAUGAGAGCCGUGCUCUGCGGAGCCGGAUCCACCUGGCUGUAGCAGCCCAGAAGCAGGCCAGGGGGAUGGAGAUGGAUUAUGAGGAGGUGAUCCAUCUCCUGGAGGCUGAGAUAGCCGAGCUCAAGGCCCAGAGGAACGAACAGCAGCAGCCCGGCCAGGCUAAGGAUGAGGUGGAGGAGCUGAAGAAGAGAGUGGCCGUUCUGGAGUGUCAACUACGUAAGAACGAGGGGGCCAAAAAGGGCUUUGAGGUGUCCAUGGGAAAACUGCUCAACUUCGUGGAGAAUGUUCAAGACUUCCUCAUUGAAAACCAAGGUCCCGUGAAGAGCUGUAGCUCUGGUGACAUGAAGCCCGGCGCUUCCUCUCAACCCCUGGGAGCCCGCGUGGGGAAGAAGUCCCAGUGGACGACGGCUACGCUAGCUGCAGAGGCUAAAGAACUCACACGGACUGUUAGAGCCAUCCUCGAGGUGGGCUGUAAGUGAUCUAUCAUCUUGACUCGUCGUGUUACGAGUUGACCUGCUGCAUGCCUGCAUAUCGUCUCUAUCCCUGGCCUAGCAUGCAAAUCCAAUCAGCUCAACAAUCACCACCGUAGUUUUGAAACCAACCUAAACGAACUGGAUAACAGACACAAAACCAACCACAUCACCUCAAUAGUUACUAUGCCAACCAAAACCAACCGCAUAACCGACAUCAAACCACCUAGUUGCUAAGCCAAGUUAAACCAACCGGAUAACCAAAACCAAUCAGCUCAUCAUACACCAAGCCAACCUCCAUAGUUACCAAGCCAACCAAAACCAACUGGAAAACCGACACCAACCCACCUCUGUAGUUACUAUACACAUAAUCUCAAUAGUUGUUUUUUAUUGGAGCAGCCUGUAAGGAAAUGAAGGACAUCCUUGCACUGGAGUAUUUGACAGCAGAAUUAAAGACAAUACAGCAGCUAAGCAACCUCGAGAUGUUCAGCCUCUGUGUCCAGUGGAGUUGAAUGGACAUGGGACUGAGAGUUAAGCAACCUCGAGAUGUUCAGCCUCUGAGUCCAGUGGAGUUGAAUGGACCAGGGACUGAGAGUUAAGCAACCUCGAGAUGUUCAGCCUCUGUGUCCAGUGGAGUUGAAUGGACCAGGGACUGAGUGUUAAGCAACCUUGAGAUGUUCAGCCUCUGUGUCCAGUGGAGUUGAAUGGACCAGGGACUGAGAGUUAAGCAACCUCGAGAUGUUCAGCCUCUGUGUCCAGUGGAGUUGAAUGGACCAGGGACUGAGUGUUAAGCAACCUUGAGAUGUUCAGCCUCUGUGUCCAGUGGAGUUGAAUGGACCAGGGACUGAGAGUUAAGCAACCUCGAGAUGUUCAGCCUCUGUGUCCAGUGGAGUAGAAUGAACCAGGGAUUGAGUGUUAAGCAACCUCGAGAUGUUCAGCUUCUGUCCAGUGGAGUUGAAUGGACCAGGGACUGAGUGUUAAGCAACCUCGAUGUUCAGCCUCUGUGUCCAGUGGAGUUGAAUGGACCAGGGACUGAGUGUUAAGCAACCUCAAUGUUCAGCUUCUGUCCAGUGGAGUUGUGUUCCAUCCAUAUUUACUCAAGUUUUCUCUGUAGUCAUCGUCUAGUGGAUGGACACACUGAUCUUUCAUGCAACAUGAAAUGCAAUGCAAUGUUCUACUUCCUAUAGAUAUGUUUGUAUAAGUGUAUCUAGAAAUGUACAAUAAGACCUUAGUCAAUACAAAACAUCAUCAUACAUACACCUGUGAUCAAGUUAGUAGCUAACCAUCAGUGUUGGGGAGUAAAUCAAAUAAAAGUGUGUUGGUCACGUACACAGUUUAGCAGGUGUAAUAGCUGUGCAGCGAAAUGCUUAUGUUGCUAACUCCUAGCAAUGUAGUCAAAUCUCAAGCAAUUACAAUGUAAAAAAAAAAACAUUGUAAAGAAAAAUACAAAAAAGAAUGGAAGGACGAAUCCAAUUAACAACCCAAAUAGCAAUGUAGUAGUAUCAAAAUGGAAUCUUUACCUACAGUAUGUACACCGGGGGAAUUUACACCAGAUCAACUAAGAAUGUACAGCAGUAAACACAAUAUAUAGUGAACUAUGUCAAGAAUCAAGAAAAUAAAUAAAUAUGUGGUGCGAAUAAUCAGUGUAACUAAAAUACAAUGUGCAGAUGUAGAAAUAUUCGAAUAAGCUAUGUUGAGGAUACAGUAUUGAAAUACACAGUUAAAACGGGAAGUGACCAGUGGUUGGUUCAAUGUCUCUAUAACAUGAUACAGCAGCGUUGGCUGUGCGUGUGUGUGUCGAUGUGACUGAGGUCCUUGAUGAUCUUCUUAGACUUCCUUUGACACCGAGUGUGGUAAAUGUCCUGGAGGUCAGGCAGCGUGGCCCCUGUGAUGUGUUGGGCUGUCCGCACCGCCCUCUGGAGAGCUAAGCGGUUGAGGGCGGAGCAGUUGCCAUACCAGGCAGUGAUGCAGCUAGACAGAAUGCUCUCAA
This is a messenger RNA of Oncorhynchus nerka (sockeye salmon), 4345 nucleotides long. Its product is annotated as syntaxin-binding protein 4. Gene Ontology annotation, molecular function: syntaxin binding. The coding region runs from base 58 to 2364 and encodes 768 amino acids. Lineage: Eukaryota; Metazoa; Chordata; Actinopteri; Salmoniformes; Salmonidae. The record is from RefSeq and is a predicted model, not a curated record. Gene Ontology annotation, biological process: insulin receptor signaling pathway; regulation of insulin secretion involved in cellular response to glucose stimulus. Gene Ontology annotation, cellular component: cytoplasmic vesicle. The transcript is spliced from 20 exons.